Anthostomella pinea is the source of this 1533-nucleotide messenger RNA. The record is from the annotation of a GenBank genome assembly. NCBI's taxonomy places the organism in Eukaryota, Fungi, Ascomycota, Sordariomycetes, Xylariales, Xylariaceae.
AUGACGCAGCCAGAGAAGACGUGGUGGAAGGACGGCGUCGUCUACCAGAUCUACCCGGCGAGCUUCAAGGACUCCAACUCUGACGGUUUGGGCGACAUACCCGGGAUCAUCAGCAAGGUCGACUACCUCGCGGACCUGGGCGUGGACAUCGUCUGGGUGUCGCCCAUGUUCGAGAGCCCGCAGGUCGAUAUGGGCUACGACAUCUCCAACUACGAGGCGGUGCACGCGCCGUACGGGACCGUUCAGGAUAUGGAAGAACUGAUCGCAGCGUGCCACGCCCGCGGCAUGCGCCUGAUCCUCGACCUCGUCAUCAACCACACGUCAGACCAGCACGCCUGCUACUUCAGUGGCAGCGCAUGGACGUGGGACGAGAGCUUCGGCGAAUACUACCUGCACCUCUUCGCGCCCGAGCAGCCGGACCUGAGCUGGGAGAACCCGGAAGCGCGGGAGGCCAUCUACGACAGCGCCAUGCGGUUCUGGCUCGACCGGGGCGUCGACGGGUUUCGGGUCGACUGCGUCAACAUGUACUCCAAGGGCACCGAGCUGCCGGACGCGCCGGUCGUGGACGCGGGCGUGUUCGAGCAGCCGUCGUGGUCGAUACAUGCUAACGGGCCCCGCAUGCACGAGUUCCUGCGCGAGAUGAACGAGAUGGUGCUGAGCCGGUAUGAUACCAUGACGGUGGGCGAGCUGCCGCAUACGCCGGAUGCGGACCAUGUGCUGCGGUAUGUCAGCGCGGGCGAUCGGCAGAUGGAUAUGGUUUUCCAGUUUGACUUUACCUUCAUCGCGGGUACCGACGCCUGGACGACCGCUUUCUGCGAGAACCACGACCAGGGGCGCUCCGUGUCCCGGUACGGAAGCGACGACCCGGCGUACCGCGCCCUGUCGGCCAAGAUGCUGGCCAUCAUGAUGUGCGCCCUCACGGGCACGCUCUUCGUGUACCAGGGCCAGGAGAUCGGCAUGAUCAACAUCCCGCCGGAGUGGGCCAUCGAGGCGGACUACAAGGACAUCGAGGCCCUGAACUUCUACCGCAGCGUGCAGCAGGACCCCAACUGCGCCGCCGAGGCCCUCGAGUACGCCCGCAGGAGCAUCCGCAUCCUAGGGCGCGACAACGCCCGCACCGCCAUGCAGUGGGACGCGUCAGCCCCUUUUGCCGGCUUCACGGACUGCCCCGAUGGGCCCUGGAUGCGCGUCCAUGACCUGUACCCCGGGAUCAACAUCGCGGCACAGCGGGCGGAUCCGGGCUCGGUGCUGGCGUUUUGGAAACGCAUGAUUGCGCUGCGCAAGGAGCAUCGGGAUGUUUUUGUCCACGGGGCGUUUGAGCUGCUUGGUGCGGAGGACGAGAACACUUUUGUUUUUGUCAAGACGUAUGAGGGGAAGAGGGCUUUGGUUGUGCUGAAUUUUACGGGCGAAGAGCAGCGGGUUGAGUUGCCGGAGGGGAGGUUUGAGUUGCUUGUUGGUAAUUAUGGUGGUGAUGGAGGGGAUUCUAGUGUGCUGAGGCCGUGGGAGGGGCGUGUGUAUAUGGAGGAGCGUUAA